Porites evermanni is the source of this 3217-nucleotide messenger RNA. Lineage: Eukaryota; Metazoa; Cnidaria; Anthozoa; Scleractinia; Poritidae. The record is from the annotation of a GenBank genome assembly.
AUGGAAAACCGCGAAGAAAAACAAAACAACGAAGUUGUGGAGGGUAAAAUAACAACAUUUGCAUCGCCAACUGUUUUGGCUGCCAUAUUGGAUGAACAAAUCUUGGACAAAGGUGCUGUGCCAAGUAAAGUCGAUCUCAACGACGAACGGCAGAAUGUAGGGAUGGUGGCCGACAGCUUGGAUGUAUCUUUAAACGAUUCUCUCGACUCGACGAAAUUGCAAGAAAGCGGAGAAGUAAUUGGCGAUGUUGUUGAUACCGAGGAGUUAAUUGGAAAGGAUCAUACAGUCUCACCUUUGGGAUUUCUCGAAAGAGUUAUUGAUUAUCCGAAGAGUUCAACGCCGGCACAAAAUGAAAAUCCUGUUGAUGACAAGAGUAAAAAUGCCGAGAAAGCUCCUAAACCACGUCGACCACAGCACAUCAUCGAAAGAAACAAGGAACAAGUUGGCAAGCGAGCAUCCCAGAGGGCUAGUUAUGCUCAAAUGCAUGCAAUCAAGACAAGAAAUAAACUCAAUAAAGAUAAGGAAAAGAAAGCCAAUGUUGAAGGAGACCAGAAUUUGGAUAAUACACCAGGUUUUAACUCAGAGAGUAAGCUGGAUAGUGUAGAACGGAAUUUUAAUCAGAAUACCAAUUUUCCAAGUGAUCAUGUGGAUCAAAUUCCCCAUGGUGACACUAUGAGCAACACAAGCGCUGAUUUACAACAACAGGAAAGCUUUUUGUUAGAAAACAGUUAUUCAAACGGUACACAUGAUAUUUUUCAAAAUCAUGGACCAUAUUAUGAUGUCAGUCAAAAUUCUAGACUAUAUGAUAGCACUCACCAGUCGAGUUAUUUUGACCAAACUGGAACUUACAGUAGAGGUUAUGGAAGUGCAAUGGGGUAUUUAAGUCAGAAACCUGUUCCAUCAUUGUACCAUCAGAGUUUAUCAACCCAGUCAGCACCUCCAGGAGUUUAUGGUUAUGAACGCAAACCAUUAAUUAACAGUUUACAUACUUCAAAUUUCAGUGAAGAGGGUUAUUAUCAGUCAACAGUUUUACCACAUGAUGAGUCCGAUAAAGGGUUUAAAAUACCAGAAUCCAGUCUCCAUAGAAAGUUUUCCUCAGAUCCAUAUUUAGCUCAAUCAAGAUCUACAUCAUUGCAGAAUAUAGCAAAUGUUGGUAGAAACAGCAAGGCAUCUGGAAGCUACUCUAAUUUACGACAGCCUUUUGAAUACAAACCAUAUACUUUAAAGGACUACCAGAACCUUGCUGGUUCAAAGGCCAAGCCGUUGGCUGGGGGCUUGGGACCAAAUAUUGACACUGAUGAUUUCAAGGAAAAGGUAAAGGCCUUGAAUUGCUGGUCAACCAUUUCAAAGCUUUCUCCAAUCCAGGAAUAGCUAUUAGGAAAAGCUUACUACGGCAAUCCUUUUUAAUAGUCAAGCAGGCUUUUUCACUUGACUGCUCCUUCAAAGUUACCCCAUGUCUUUAAUUUUCAGAGCAGUUAGAGCCGAUUAUAAGGUCUUUUUCAGCUGGUGCAUUUAGCCGGCAUUCAGCUCCUAGUGACAUCCCUGAUUAUGACCAAACUGUAGUUAUAAGACAUAAUCAAACAGUUAACUCUUCUUCCUAAUGAAAAAGUAAUGUCAAUAACUAAAGAAAAAUAACAUUUGAAAUGCUAUGAAGAGCAAACUCAGAAUUGAUGUAGAUGAUAAGAUUCAUGUUAAGUUAAAUCUUUGAGAAAGUCAGUAGUUUUGGCAAGACGUUGAAUUAAUGGCAAGAUCCCUUGGUUGAAUUUUCAAGGUUGUUUUUAGCAGCAGGAUAAGAAAGAAAUCUGGACUCGAACCAGGCAUAGAUGAAAAUAAUACCGACCAUGUGUUAAGUUAUUACACCACCAUAAAGUGUUAUUAAAAAACUUGGGAAUUUAUUAUUACAGAUGUAAAAACUUCUAAAGAGGUAAUAAGGGCAUUAGCCAUUUAAACAAUAACCAAAGGAUGUUAAUAGUCAGCCAUGCAUAUCUCUUUGAUCUUCUGCAGACAAUGCCUUUUGCAAGCUAAGCUGUAGCCUGGUUCUCAGAGUGACCUGAGAAUCAGACUAAUGCAGCUGCAGUCUGUGGGCUAUAUCUGCAGUUGUUAAUAAUAAUUAUGUUCUUCAUUACUUUGUAGAUGAAGAAAAUAAAUAAACAAAGAGAGUAUGCUACAAUGUUGAGAGCUCAGCAUUCAGCGUCAAGAAAGCAGUGGGGAAGAAAAGGAGCUGCUUCUGCCCCAGUUAAGGCCAAUCAUGUGAUUGAGGCAGAGAAGAAGAGGGAGGCAGUAAGUAUAACAAGAGGGCAAGUGACAAUUCACGCUAAAGCAAGUUAAUAUUAUUAAAGACAUAAUGUCUUGUCCCCAGGGGAACAUUAAAUGCCCCAAGGGAAAGAUUGCAAUUUGAGGUAAAAUAAUAUUAAAAUUAAGUCAGUCAAUGUUACCCUCUGUCGUCAUAGAGGUUGCAGCAUUGCCCUCUCCAAGACUGUUUUGCGGGGUUGGGGGUGGGAUGGGAAAAGUGUUGUUUCAGUUAGACUUUGAAAGGGCCCAAUGAAAGUGCCUGCUGUUGUGGAAAAUAUUCCAGGUACUAGUAUAUGAAAAAAAUUGUCAUCUUAUUGGAGAGUAAAGUGGUGAAUGUCAAUGUUAAUAUUCUGAGGCUGCGGUGCUUUAAAAGGGUUUAUAAAAAUGUUAUUGUUGGGGAUUCCCAGAUAACCCUGUGAUGGGAUAGCAACCUGUCCAGGGCCUAGUGGUCAUUUCAUGCUUUGGGAAGGGGAAUAAGCUAUGUUCUGUUCGUCCACUUAACUCAAAUGCAGGCUUUACCUUUAGUGUCAGCCUUGUUUUCUUAGACUUCCUCUAAGUGAGGCAUUUAUGGUCUGUAAUUUUAAUUUUCUGUUUGCUUGCUUUGUAAUCUGAUUGAUUUGAGGGGAAGAGAAACUGUUUUGCACUGUAACAAAAAGAAUUCAAGUAGUAGUCGCUGCUACAACUGACACUAUAAUUUAUUAUUGUUUACUUUAUUCUAUAGGCUUUAAACUAUGCCAAGAAUGUCCCCAAACCAAAGCAAAUGAAUCAAAAGAAGCGGACUGGGUCUGGCAAACACAAACAGGAGACAGGAGGCGAUGAGGAACAAGAGAUAACUGUGCUGGAGAUUUUAAGAAUGAGACAUGAACAGGAGAAGAAGGAAGUUGACAUUAUAAGAAAAGAACUGGCAUCAAAGAUAAGGUUGUAA